AGUAACUAGGAAGUGUAUGGGUAACUAAUGAAAACUGAGGAUUGACUCCAUGGAUCGAGUAUUUGAAUAACGGCGAUUUGUCUGUGUCGUAAUGCAAAACGUAGACUGCCUUUAACAAACAUCGAGAGAAGCGAUUGAGUUUACCACUGAAAGGUGAGUGAGUGUUAUUUAUCGAGCUGAAAUGGUCCUGACGCGUUGCUGCUAGUGAGACGUGUAACGUUAGCGUUUUGUUUACCUUUAUUGCCCUUAGCUAAAUAAUACACGAUAAGGCCUAUAACACACAACACUAGCAAAGACAUAACUGCAUACUUUUUGUUUUCUGUAUGAAUGAGCUUCGACUUAACGCACACCGGCGCUUUAAGGUGGUCCAGGUCACAUGGCUCUGCCGACCUUCUCGGCCCACGUGCCCAGUCGGUCCCGGGUGCUGGCCGGACAGCUGGCCCGGCAGCGGGAGCAGGAGGCCCGGUUUCGAAAGCAGUGGGAGCUGCAUGCUCAAUACUUAAAGGAGCAGAGCGUCCGCAGCCAGAGACAGGCGGUGUGGAGCUCCCACCAGUCCCACCAGCAGAGUAUGUCGGCAUUCAAUAAACAGAGACUGAAGGACGAAAAGAAGGCCAGUCUGGAGCAGCGCAGGAGUCGGCUCAGGGCCAUGCUUCAAGAGGAGCAAGACCGGCUGGAGGCGGAGCUGAGGGAAGUAGUUCCUGACAGGAGCUCAUUGGCAAAUCAGCUGGUGCAAAAGACUGAAGAGCUUCGUACAGCAAGAGAGGAAAGAAGGAAAAAGCUUUCACAAGAGCUGCUGAGGGAGCACUGGAAGAAAAACAACACGGAGUUGCGAGAGGUUGAGUCAGCAUUACAUAAAGAUCAUGUUGUCAGCCAAUGGCAGGAGCAGAUAUCUGAGAAGGAACAGCAAGAGGUGGCGGAGCAGGAGCAGAAGAAACGCUUUGAAAAUGAGUAUGAGAGGACCCGAAGAGAGGCUCUGGAGAGGAUGAAGCAAGCUAAGGAGAAGAAGAACAUAGAGGAGCUGAAGAGGGCAGAGGAACUUCGCAAACAGAUGGAAGAACUGAAGCUGAGGGAAACAGAGGCAACUCGCUUGAAGAGGGAGCAGGAAGCUCUGCUGGUCAAACAAUGGGAGCUGGAGAAGAUAGAGGAGGAAAGGAGAAAAGUGGCAGAAAGACGCAAGAAGUGUGAGAUGGGGCAUUUCUUGAUCCGUCAAUAUCGUGCUCAGCUGAAGAGGAGAGCCCAGCAAGUGCAGGAGGAACUGGAGGCCGACCGUAAGAUCUUGGCAGGCUUGCUAGAAGGACAGCAGGAGGACAAGAGGAUAGAGACUGAACGAAGGGAAAGGGCCAUCGCUGAUGCUGCCUGGAUGAAGCGUGUGAUUGAAGAGCAGCUUCAGGUGGAGGAGGAGAGGGAGGCUGAGUUUGACAUCCUACACAGAGAAGAAGCUCAACAUGUGUGGGAGAAACGAGAAGCACAGUGGGAGAAGGAGAGGAAAGCCAGAGAACGGCUCAUGCAAGAGGUACUUGUGGGGAGACAGCAGCAGCUGGAGCUUAAGAUGCAAAAGAACAGAGAGGCUCAGGAGGAGUCCCUGAGGAGACGAGAACAACUGAUCCAGGAGCUGGAGCUGGAGAGGGAGACCAGAUGCCAGGAGAAGGAGCAAGAAGAGGGACGCAGGACGGCACGGAUGCAAGAGAUAAAUGCUCAGGUGGAGCAGCAGCACCAAGAGCAGUGGGAGGAGCAGUGCAGGAUAGAGCAGGAUGAGGACGACGACAGGGAGGCCCUUCAGAUUCAGGAGGAGGAGCUGAGGCUGGAGAUGCAGAGGAUGGCCAAGAAAGGGUACCAGGAGAAGGUAAAAGAUGAAGGUCAAGCUGAAUGUCAACUUUCCAAGGUCCAAAAUGCUCUUUAAUGUUGAAAUGUGCUUGAAUUCCCCUUUCAGAUUCACAGCAGACCUCGAUCAGCAUGGACAUGAGCAACCUGCCUCAAGUCAAAACAGAAUUGUGAGAUGUAUAUUUUUCUACCUGUAAAUCAGCUUCAGCAGUUUUGCGAUUUUUCCAAGUGUGUCUUAAAACAAAGCUCACAUGCCUAUAUGUAGAUCGUAACAGUUGGUGCUCACUGUGAUUGUUCCUCCUGUCCAUGAAGAGAUCCCUUCCUACUCAAAGUAUCUGAUGGACAUAAUCCAGUCAUUCAAUGAAAACAUGCAUUUCAACUUUCAUCAAAUCCAGUUGGGAUUUUUUCCUUCAUUGGUGUUUUCCUGCUGAGCCACAGUGAAGAGACAACACAAGGACUGUGAAUUCAGUCUCGCAUCUCUUCCAUACACACAAAAAUGUGAAUUUAUUUAUUCCCUUUUAAAGAAUGACGUAGGUUAUGAGGUCAUACUGUGCCAACCUUAUGUUAAUAAUGUCAUGCUGGUUGUUUUCAUAUGUAGAAAAGAAGUAAUGAUUUGUUUUGCACUUUUUUUUUUUUAAGAGCUGUAUAUUUUCCACCCUGUAUUUAUAGAUUCAAUUAAAUAAUUUCAAUCAAAUAAUUUCAGUUUUUUGUAUUACGGCAAUGCAAAGUUAAACCGGAUGAAUUAAACUUCUGGCAAAUCACAACAGGCUGUAUUUAUAAAUUAAGUUUAUUUAGAAAAUAAUUACUUUUCCGAAGUGCAACUUAACAGCUGCAUCGCAUACAUCCCUGCACUCCGGUCAGGUACACAGCGUGACAUUAUCUUGAUCAGUUUUCAAAAUGACGAUAAACUCUGAAACACUCGGUGAGGAUGAACGUUGGGUUGCACAAUUACACGGGAGACGUCAAGACUUCUAUCCCAGAUGUUGCACAUUAAAUACAAAAGUAGCAGCAACGGAACAGAGCACAAAAAACAAGGACAUACAUACAGUAUGGCUAUUAGCUCGAAAUAUCUUUUAACAUCACCAACACUGCAAUGGCACACAAGACCGCAGAAUACAGUGCAGUGUGAAGAAACACACCAGACCAUUUAAACUUAACACUACAACAUAUUGGUGCUGAUGAAGAACACAACUUGGCCCCUGAACAAGUGUUAUUUGCAUUCACUGAAUUGACAAAUGGGCACACAUAACGAGGCACAAUGUCUAGAUGCAUGUCUGAUGUCACUUGGACAGAGGACAAACCAUGUAAAUAGCUUUUUUGAUGCAACAAACAUUUGCAUUGCAGACAUAUAAUGGUCAAUUUGUUUUUGGAAAUUGAGCUUUACAGUUUGAUGAUGCUUGCACAGUGCUGUUGAUGAGGAAGCUCCUUUAGCCACAAGAAUGUUAGCAAUAGCAUUCAAUGACAGCAGAUUCAUGACUCAUUUAUGGCUUUGAACUGAUAACAUUAACCGAUAUCAUGUGGAUUUACUGUGAAUAAUUCCUUCUCUUAAUAGGUAUUUACAUUAUGGACUGACUAAAGAUUAUUUGAAACUAAGAGCAAGUUAACUCAAAUUAUAAUCUAUAAACCAUUACAGUCCACAGGCCGGCUGCUUGAUUUAACAUGUGUGGAAGUUAUUAUUUUAUCUUAAGAGAAAUUGUGCUAUUACAACAACUAACAACUUUCCUUUUACACUCAGAUUUUGUCCAGGCUUGGCUUUAAAUAUUUAUUCAUAAAUUAAAAAAAACAAUGCAUGCAUAUACCACUAAUACAAAAGAAUCAUUAAAAAAUAUAUUCAAGAACAAAACUGAGAUGCUGACUGCUUUGCAGCUCUGUAAGUGCUGCUAGUUUGUAUUCUCCUUUGUGGUG
This is a messenger RNA of Anarrhichthys ocellatus (wolf-eel), 3726 nucleotides long. It is a transcript of the gene tchp, whose product is annotated as trichoplein, keratin filament binding. Gene Ontology annotation, cellular component: keratin filament. Bases 377 to 1900 code for a protein of 507 amino acids. The transcript is spliced from 12 exons. Gene Ontology annotation, biological process: apoptotic process. Lineage: Eukaryota; Metazoa; Chordata; Actinopteri; Perciformes; Anarhichadidae. The record is from RefSeq and is a predicted model, not a curated record.